AUGACUUCGCCCUCACCCUCGCGUUCGCGUUCACCGCCACCUCCUCCCCACCCAUAUGAGAUCCGUGGGUUUGAGAUUGGCGGCGACAGUUUUGACAUCAACAUACGUGUCAACAGCGUGCGCUUCGAUAUCCCUCUCUCGCCUGACAAUUUCGAGCGUUCUCCCAAAGCACUCGCACUCUUCAAGAAGAUCUUCAGCCUGGUCAAGAGCGAUGAUGAUGGCGAUCCCGAUGUGUGGGCCUACGCCAGAGAGGUCGCGGAUCAUUUCUUGCCGGAAUUUCAGCGUCUUGCGCCGAAGAAAGUCCAUACCGGCAAGCUGACUCUUGCAGACCUCAAAGCAAGCGGCUACUUUGAGUGCGAAUACAAAGUCGUCAAGGAGCGACCAACCAUAACAGCCGUCAAGCCUUGGGGGCGGCAGGAUGACGAUGACGGUCCUUGCGCUGACAAGGAGUGGGAUAUGCGUACCUACCAGUCAACGUUCCCACUCUAUAGUCUUGAAGAUGUGGAGAUCCCUUACACUGACGGCGAAUCUAUUCAUGAUAUCAUCCCCCAGAGGGUGUUUGUGAAUGGGAAAACAUGCUUUUACAAAUCCUGUUACUCACCAUGGGAUGCACUUGAAGAGGUGACCAAGUAUUGCAAGCUUGCCCAAUCAGGUCUUUCAAUAUCCGACCUUCGCACUUCAAGGCUAUCGGGCAUUGUGACCUAUCGCGAUGGACUGGCCAGAGGGCUCCUUUAUGAUUGGAUCGAGACCAAAGACCCAGGAACCCUAACUUGGGCAAUUGAAGAUGAUGUCCCACGCUCCCAAAAAAAUAAGUGGGCGCUUCAGAUCCGCGAUACUGUGAGAAAGCUUCACAGUUUAGGGGUUGUGUGGAGUGAUGUCAAGCCCGAUAAUGAGUUAAUCGACAUGGACAAGAACGCGGUUGUGAUUGAUUUGGAGGGAGGUACGACUAGGGGUUGGGUUGACAGGGAGCUACUGGGAACUAUCGAAGGAGACCAGCAGGGCUUAAAACGGCUUGUUGAUUUCAUCCUCAAUGAUGAGUCCCCGUUGCGACUCCGGAAUCGGAUCGGGAGCGAUUGUGAAUAUGAUAGUGAGGAGGAGGAAUAG
Messenger RNA from Clonostachys rhizophaga, 1104 nucleotides. The record is from the annotation of a GenBank genome assembly. Lineage: Eukaryota; Fungi; Ascomycota; Sordariomycetes; Hypocreales; Bionectriaceae.